Messenger RNA from Oncorhynchus kisutch (coho salmon), 8838 nucleotides. Its product is annotated as potassium/sodium hyperpolarization-activated cyclic nucleotide-gated channel 2. The coding region runs from base 45 to 3548 and encodes 1167 amino acids. Gene Ontology annotation, molecular function: voltage-gated potassium channel activity. The record is from RefSeq and is a predicted model, not a curated record. Lineage: Eukaryota; Metazoa; Chordata; Actinopteri; Salmoniformes; Salmonidae. The transcript has 9 exons. Gene Ontology annotation, cellular component: dendrite; HCN channel complex; axon. Gene Ontology annotation, biological process: regulation of membrane depolarization; sodium ion transmembrane transport; potassium ion transmembrane transport.
UCCUGAUCGGUUUUCACUAAAGAUAAUUGGAGGCAACAUUUGAUAUGGACAAGAAUGAUGUUUCACCAGGCUCAUCUGCUGCGACCAUGAAAAAGAAGGCGGCAGGCGGUAGCGGAUGUAGCCACAUCAGCGCGCCCAAAGCUCCCACGUCCAAUUGUACGAGAAGCAAAAGCAGCAAUUGUGUUGAGUCUGCCCCCGCUGCAGCUGCCAGCCAGAGCGCCCCGAAUGUGAAGCAGCCCGGCGUGGCCAGUAACGCUGUCAUAGACGGUGCGGAGGACGGUGAGGACGAGUCCAAGUUUCAGUAUCCGCGGCUGCGCCGAACCGGGGGGAGCGGCAGUGGCGGUGGUGGUGGAGGCGGUAGUAUCAGGAUGAAGAACUUUACGCCAGGAGGGGGAGCCGCGGCCACGGUUACCAGAAAGAACUCCACCAACAACGAGCCCAUCCUACUGCAAACAGAGGGUGCGCCUGCUGCUACUAAGCCCACUGUAGCAUCCAAAGCGACUGAUACCACAACCUGUCCGGGAGAUGCUGCCGGGCGCUGCGAGACCAACAGAGCGGCAGGGGCGGAGGCGUCUGGAGCAGCGGUCGCAGUAGAGGUUUUAAACGCUACAGCAGGUGAUGCUUGUAACAACAGCACCGCUCCAAUUUCAAGAAUGAAAUGCAACAAAAACGGAGAAUGCAGGAGGGACUCCGGCACCGGGAGCCUGCGCUCGAUCAUCUCCAACAAGACUGCCGGGGCGGGGAGGGCCGAGGACGCGUCCCUUAGGCGUGGUGCCUGUAACUCAGCCAGGGCCAGCAUGGAUGGCUCCGCGACAGGCUCCAUGACGCAGGGCCAGGGGGAAGGUAGCGCAAACCCCAGCGUCACCCCUGUUUCCACCGGUGUCCCCGAGAAAAAGGACUCCAGGGUGUCCUUCUCCAACGCGCCAAGCAGGAAAGCCUCCUCAUCGCUGCACGGAUCGACCCAGACCCAGACGACCCAGCAGCCUAGAAACUCUGUCACCUUCCAGAAGCCGGAGGAUGGACCCCAGAUCCAGGCCGAGGAUGCCGAUGCUGACGGAAGCACCUUCAUGCAACGACAAUUCAGUGCCAUGCUGCAGCCUGGAGUUAACAAAUUCUCCUUACGCAUGUAUGGGAGUCAAAAGGCGGUGGAGAGGGAGCAAGAGCGGGUUAAAUCAGCGGGCAAUUGGAUUAUCCACCCCUACAGUGAUUUCAGGUUCUACUGGGAUUUCACAAUGCUUCUCUUCAUGGUGGGUAACCUGAUUGUCAUCCCGGUGGGCAUCACCUUCUUCAACGAUGGGACGACCACCCCCUGGAUCAUCUUCAACGUCAUCUCCGACACCUUCUUCCUCAUGGACCUGGUCCUCAACUUCCGCACUGGCAUCAUCAUCGAGGACAACUCUGACAUCAUCCUGGACCCCAAGACCAUCAAGAAGACGUACCUGAAGACCUGGUUCAUCGUGGACUUUGUCUCCUCCAUCCCCGUGGAUUAUAUCUUCCUGAUCGUGGAGAAGGGGAUCGACUCUGAGAUGUAUAAGACGGCCAGGGCCCUGAGGAUCGUACGCUUCACUAAGAUCCUGAGCCUGCUGAGGCUGCUGAGGCUGUCCCGGCUCAUCCGCUACAUCCACCAGUGGGAAGAGAUCUUCCAUAUGACCUAUGACCUGGCCAGUGCAGUAAUGCGUAUCUUCAACCUGAUUGGUAUGAUGCUGCUGCUGUGUCACUGGGAUGGCUGUCUGCAAUUCCUGGUUCCCAUGCUGCAGGACUUCCCCCAGGACUGCUGGGUCUCCCUCAACAAGAUGGUGAAUGACACAUGGUCUGAGCUGUAUUCAUUUGCAGUGUUCAAGGCAAUGAGCCACAUGUUGUGUAUCGGCUACGGUCGGCAGGCCCCGGAGAGCCUGUCUGAUAUCUGGCUCACCAUGCUCAGCAUGAUCGUAGGGGCCACCUGCUACGCUGUGUUCAUAGGCCAUGCCACCGCACUCAUCCAGUCCCUGGACUCGUCCCGACGACAGUACCAGGAGAAGUACAAACAAGUGGAGCAGUACAUGUCCUUCCACAAGCUGCCAUCCGACUUCAGACAGAAAAUCCAUGACUAUUAUGAGCACCGGUACCAGGGGAAGAUGUUUGAUGAAGACAGCAUCCUAGAGGAACUGAACGAACCACUCAGAGAGGAAAUUGUCAAUUUCAACUGCCGUAAGCUGGUGGCGUCCAUGCCGCUGUUCGCCAACGCAGAGCCCAACUUUGUGACAGCCAUGCUGAUCAUGCUCCGCUUUGAGGUCUUCCAGCCUCGUGAUUACAUCAUCAGAGAGGGCACCAUUGGCAAGAAGAUGUACUUUAUCCAGCAUGGAGUCUGUAACGUUAUCACCAAGGGAACCCUGGGAAUGAAGCUCUCUGAUGGCUCCUACUUUGGAGAGAUCUGUUUGCUGACGCGGGGUCGGCGUACGGCCAGCGUCAGAGCGGAGACGUACUGCCGUCUCUACUCCCUGUCUGUGGACAACUUUAAUGAGGUGCUGGAGGAGUAUCCCAUGAUGAGACGGGCCUUUGAGACCGUGGCCAUUGACCGGCUGGACCGCAUAGGCAAGAAGAACUCCAUUCUGAUGCACAAAGUGCAGCACGACCUUAACUCCGGCGUUUUCAACAACCAUGAGAAUGAGAUGAUCCAGGAGAUUGUUAAGUAUGACCGUGAGAUGGUCAAACUGGUGGACCUCCAGAGACCCCGCACCAUGUCCAUGACAUCCUCCGUCCCUGGGGGCAUGUUCUCCCCCGCAGGCCCAUCCGGGGUCGGGGCCCUCGCCAGUCUCCAGCAGGCUGUGGCCAUGAGCUUCUGCCCCCAGGGGAUGGGGCCGAUGGCAGGGUCAGGGACGCUGCAGUCCCCCCGUAUGUUGCGGAGGUUCCAGGUGGUCCAUAGCCUGUCACAGAGCCCUGUUUCCGCAUCUCCUCUCCAGUCCCAGCCACCACAGAUGGCUCAUGCAACAGGAGUGUUUGGGUCGGCUAUUUCCAGCCCACCAGUCCAGAGCCCUCUGGCGCAUCCAGGACGGACAUUCCAGUACAUGGGGGGAGCGGGGCCGUCUGGGUCUCAGCUGUCCCUGGUGCAGCACCACGUUCCCAGCCCCACGCACACCAUCCAGAGGCCCUCCUCACAGAAAAGCACCCACUCGCUCCACUCAGGCACCCUUAGCCAAGAUGCCCGUGUCCUCUCCGCCUCCCAGCUCUCCCUCCCUCAGGAUGGAACCCCUCCUGCCGGCCCCAGCCCUCCCCAAUCUACCCACCCAUCCACCCAUGCCUCCUCCACCUCCAUUGGCCCCCCUCAGCCCACUCACCCCAGCCAGCCUGGGCCCUCUGGGGUGGGGGUCCAGGUUGGGGGGAGACCCGCGGGAGUUCCACAGCGGGUGGCCUUCGCCUCCACUCCUCCCCCAGGAGGAGCACCCGGGAUGGGGGCGGCUGCAGCGGCGGCUGGGUCGGGGCUCCCGGCCCCUGGAGCUCCUAAGAAGGAUUCGAUCGUUAGCAUACCGGAGUUAGACUCAGCCCGGAACCGGCUGUCUUCCAACUUGUGACCCUAUGAGAGCUGCAGGAGAGAGGCCUUCUUCACAUGGGUGAAUCUAAACGUCUGUUUAUCUCUGUCUGGAUGACCUGACUGGUCGGCUUCCUUACUGACCUGGCUGGCUUCAUAUGGGGCCACACCGGCAGUCAUUCUAGCUGAGUGUCCUGUGUGUCGGUCGGAGUCAACAAAGAGGAAAGAGGAACUCUUUGGUUCGUGUGACUUGGAGAGUCGAAACAUUUAACUAGUUUAACAAAGGUGGGACUGGACUAUUCUACUAUGCCAGCACCUGUAGUCUUAGUAUCACCCCUUACACUCUGCUUCCAAACACCUAUAUUGCUGUCUUUAUUGUAAAGAUAUUGAGAAACAACAUCAUUAAUGUAACUGUUGCAUACUGUGUAGAAUCCAUACAAUGCAAUCUAGCAGGAGCUGGACUUAAAAACGCAAAAUCAGGGACUUGAAUCAAAUGACAAUGAUGACAUUUUACGCUUUCAGAAUGUGUUUUUAGGUGUCCUUUUUUCUGUAAACGCUGUUGUAGCAAAAUAAAUACAUUGCUCUUCAUAUUGUUUAAAAUAGUAGUGAAGGUAGUGUUUUAGACCGCUGGUCGAUCUUACAUCGAUGUGUAAAUAGUUAAAAUAGUAAAAAAAUAAAAAUAGCGAAAGGUAAUAUCUUCAUUGUAACUACUCCAAACCAAAGUUGAGCUUAAACACAAAGUUUGGUUGUGUCUGUAUCAACUAAAAAAGAAAUAUAGAAGAAAAUGCCAUUUAUUCAACUGCCUUGAUUCCAAGUUUAGAAGCCAUAUAUUUGGUUUGUGUGUGUGUGUGUGUGUGUGUGUGUGUGUGUGUGUGUGUGUGUGUGUGUGUGUGUGUGUGUGUGUGUGUGUGUGUGUGUGUGUGUGUGUGUGCGUGUGCGUGUGUGUGUGCAUGAGUUGGUAUGAAUGUUUUUGGUUCCAUUCUGUUUUUCCAAGAGAGCUGACUUGUGUACUCAUAUCUUUACACUGCGUUGUCAGGCCUGGUUGGUUUGAUUUGCUGGCAAUGGCACAGGCAAUAUUUCCCAGCUUUUCUGUCCAACUAAAUGUGUCUGGAAAGAUAUCCACUUGUCAUGUCAGCAGAAAUAUACUGAUUGUGACCCUGGAGGCAAAAAUGGUGGUAAAUCAUCUGAGCUUUAUCAAAAAGAACCAUCGCAAACAACCCAUACUGUAUACUUGCUUGUUUUCAUCCAGGUUUAUUGAUUAAUACAUGCAAUAUAAUUCUGCAAUACUUUUACCCCGCCUAUAUAUUUAAAUAUAUAUAUAUCAAAUGUAUAUACAUAUGCUGUACAGGUAACUAAUUUCUUUAUUUUUACUGUGAAACCUUAAAGAAUCCAGCAGCUGCCGUGGCUUCACAUGUUGUGUUAUUGUAAUCCAGUGACCACGUUGUUAUCUUAACCAAAAAUAUCAGAGGAAGUGAGUGGAUGUCAUUCUUUUGUGGAUCAAAUGAGGCAAACUGGUUUCAAACUGGUUCAUGGUCACCUGAGGAUUCUGGAAUGGAGUUAUGGAAAUCAACUCCCCCAAACUGUCACUUUAAAGUCCAGUUAAAGUAAUAUUGUAUGUUGUAAAGAAAGACUAACUAAUUGACAGAAUGCAUGCCAAUGGGAAUUGUUGUGGGGCAGAGGAGGAAAGUAUGUCUUCACCUGUGUGUUUUUGGUGUAGUAUGUGAUACAGCUCCUUCGAAUCUCAAACUCUACGAAUGUCUGUACGAAAAUUAUUUAUUCUUCAACAACCCUAUUUAGUUCUCAAAAUUCAUGGUUGUGGCGGGUUGUGACAUUGAUUAUAAAUAUUCUAAUGAUUCUAAUCCUGGUGUACUUCAAAGCCUUCUCUUGCUGAAUGUAUGCCAUAUGAGGGGGAAGACAGCUAAUCAGAAAUAAACUGCCAUGUAAAUACAAGGACCGAAAUUAUUCUGGGUGACGAUGCGAAGGGAGAUUGUGUCGCUGAAUGUUUGUGCAAUGUUUCUUAGGUUUAUUGCUUCUCUGGUCUGGCUGUGUUCUUUAUGUAAACUGUGUGUUAUCCCAUUCUCUGUUCUAUGAAAAGACAAUACACUUUUUUAAAUGAUUGGAUGUAGGACAGAGAGUUGAAACCAUUUUCAGUUUGUCACUGAGAAGCAAAACAGCAACACAGCAAAAUUGAGCUCAACAUUAAGCACAUUGUGUCACAUUAUGACCUUUUAAUGGGGAAAUCACAGCUUCAGUCUUUUACAAUGGUCACAUCUGGUUAAUCUAAUAAUGUCUUUGGGGGGAAAUCUGGGAGAAAAUUGGCAGCUGAGUUGUCGUACCAUUUCUGACUUUUGAAGCUUUGAACUUUCAUGAUGAUGGACAUGUCACUCAGGUUUACCACCUUUCCGGAAAGAUAUACAGAUCUGCUAUCUUAAUUUGAUCCCACUGUUGUCGCAGAGAAUUUUCCUGGGCAACAGGAAAUGCAAAUUGUAGUGUAUUCAAGGUUUAAAAAUAAUUCUAAAGUUUGUAUUUUCCACUUAAAAAUUUCAGACACAAUUUUCCCUACCGAAAAACACCUACAAAAAUCCAUUAAAUAUAAUACACAUAAUAAUUACAAUUUUGUGUUGCUAAAGGAUUAUUUUACUGCUGUGAGAAGCAGGGUCAAAUUAAGAUUCCACAUCUGUAUGCUUUUAUUGAUCCCUUAUUGGUUCACUAUUGAUUUGACCUAGCUACAGUUACUGUACAUCUGUAUGGUUUUAUUGAUCCCUUCUUGGUUCACUAUUGAUUUGACCUAAAUUUCACAUAAGUUCUGGAUCACUCGAUAGCAAUUAUUAUUAUAGACAAGUUUAUCACUUAUAUUCUGAGCCACAUAUCAAAAUCUAAUGCUUUGAGCCUAUCAUUUUUAACUGUCACAUAUUUGAAGUCAGAUCAUAGUCCCCAACAUAUUACUAUAAUGACUGCUUGUUUUCUCCAAUGGGAAAAGUGCAUGGCAAAAUGCCUAUACAAUUAUGAAGGAGUUAAGUCCAAAUGAGUGAACUCCAGUUGUGCGCUUCAAUGCUGUGUCAUUGCAAUCAAUUGGUCCUCUUACCUAUUCCUUGUAUGUGCAAAUACCCGAGUUUGCCCUACUAAGCUGCUAUAAGGACUGUGCUGAUAUCAUUUGUAAAGAUUUGAAUGAUUGUCCACCUGCAGUGAAAAAAAGAAGGGCAGAGAAAAAAUGGCUAUGUUCAGGCAAUAUCAUCUCUGUUUCCGUGCAAGAGUUCCCAUGCACCCAGCAUGACUCUUGAUCAAUGAAUGACACCUCAGUGAAUUUUCUUGAGUCCCUUGCAUCUGUUAUGUAUAAGACAGUGUUAUGCAGGUUUUAAGAUGGCGUAUUCAAGUAAAGUCUUACUGUUCAUUUACUGUUGCUUUUGUUCUCUGUGAAAAAGAGACUUGCAAUGGAAUGCAAGUGAGAUUCCCCACAUAUGCUUGAAACCAACCAACGAUUAUUGAGAGACGGUUAUCUCAGUUUAAAAUCUCAAAUUCUUGCCGUACCAGAUAUGAAAGAUAUUAAGGGUACUGAAUACCUUAGUGUUGAUGUCUUAGCAUAUCAGUGUAUUUUAUGUUUCUGUUUCGAUAAGUAUUUUUGGUUUGUUUGUUUUGUUGUUGUUUUUGUUUACAGUUUGCCCCAAUGCACAUGGACAGCAUAUACUGUACCUUGUGCCUUGUAUAUCUAGUUUCCACAUAGUCUAUUUUUGUGGUAUGUACAUGCUUGUAGAAAUGCAAAUAUGUGUUUUUAUUUUCAACUUGCAAUAUAUGUACAAAUGUUAGCUAAAGACUAGUACUGCUGAAUUAAAAUGACAAUGUCAGUAUAUAUCAAUUUCCCUGGUUUGGGAAACACAAAAUUACAAAUUUUUGUUGGUUUGAUCCUUCAAACACCAUGCGCUCUGUACUCUACUCAUCUACUGUAUGUGUGACAUACACAGAGUUAUGGAGGCACAUUGUCGUGUUUGUACCACAAUCUGGUGUAAUCCAAACAUUUUCUACAAUGAGAGGGUGAACUUAAAACAAGCUUUUUCGUGGAGUUUACGCAGUCUAGAUAUCACCUCAGACAACUAACAGUGUUUGUGGACAACUGAACUCAAAUCAAGAAUCAUUCAAAUGAAAAUGGACACCCCAAAACUGUUCAUCUGAAGACCAGGGGAGCAGCAGCAGGACCAAGCUUGAUUCCUGUUUCUCAUAUCUGUCUGUUUGACUAACCAAUGUAUAUGCUUCUGACCUAGAGGGGAUGUUUGGUUGAUAAUUCCUUGUGGGACCUUCAAAUCUAGACAUUUCUGUGUAACCAACUACAAUUAUUUAAAAUGUCAACUAGUCUGACAAUUAUUAUAUCUUAGUGUUGUAGCUACUGUAGCCUGCUUAUCUAAGCCUUCUCUCUGCUUUAGGACUCUCUGUAUAGUGUGUGUGUGUGUGUGUGUGUGUGUGUGUGUGUGUGUGUGUGUGUGUGUGUGUGUGUGUGUGUGUGUGUGUGUGUGUGUGUGUGUGUGUGUGUGUGUGUGUGUGUACCUGUGCCUUUCCUUCUACAUUGCUGGUCCCACUUGAGAACACCAAGCUAGCUCUUCAGGCCCAUUCAAGCAGAAACAGACACAAUUGCAAUCUGAGAGCUGCCAUCUGAAAAAGCAGUUUAUUUUGGAAUCUUUUGACAAAAGAGAUUCUAGAUCACUGCAGCUAGCCUUCCUAACAGUGGUUCCAGUGCAAAGGGUUCUCAGAACUCAAGUGGAAUUCUAUAUUCCAGCCACUGUGGGUUUAUCCUCAUCUGGCAAUGAAAAAACAAAACAGAUUUCUCUCGUUGUCACUCAAUGUUUGUCGCUCCCCAUUGAGGUUGUCUUAAAGCCCCUCAGGUUCAGCUUGUGUUUGGGUCUGUAAGGGUUAAAGUAUUUUAACGCUCCACUGAACUCCAUACUGUACUCUGUCUGAGCUGAUAUCUAGCUGUCCAACCCCAAACUGACCAAUAACCCCUACUCCUAAGUACUUCACAUAUAGUGACUAUCUGCAAGGAGUGGAUAGAUGUACUCAAUAUGGUAAUAGCUCCACUCUUUCCUUUGAUAGGCUUGCUGGAACUUCCACCACAAUACUUCCACCUACCCAAUCCUUUCAGAUGAACAUACGUGCAAUAGGGGUAGGACCUAAAGGUGGCUUUGGGACAGGGUACACGGCUGUCCUACUCUCUCUCUCUCAGCUGGUCCAGAACUCAGAGCCAGGCUCUGGUCUCUCUCAAUAAGCUGGUCUGUCGGUUGGUGGAAAUGUUGUUAAAGCGUUCCUAACAAAAUGAGUCAUUGUUGUGCAAUAAAAAGAUGAGCGCA